This is a messenger RNA of Cephus cinctus (wheat stem sawfly), 765 nucleotides long. RefSeq names its product MICOS complex subunit Mic10. NCBI's taxonomy places the organism in Eukaryota, Metazoa, Arthropoda, Insecta, Hymenoptera, Cephidae. Gene Ontology annotation, cellular component: mitochondrion; MICOS complex; mitochondrial inner membrane. Bases 282 to 536 code for a protein of 84 amino acids. The record is from RefSeq and is a predicted model, not a curated record. The transcript has 3 exons.
ACUAAAGGAAUGGCGGCGUGGUACGCGCGCCGUAAUAAACUUCAGAUUUCUCUCUAGGAACCCCAUUUAUAUCCAGUUUCAAAUCCGUCUGAAUGGAAAUGACUUGAUUACUCUUAUUGCCCACGAGGAAGAUCUUAACGUCCCGAGUAUUACGAAGAAAAAGCUGGCACUUUAGAAAGUCCCGUUUUCAUUUGGUUUUACGUUUGACCGAUCGAUCAUUUGGGCGGCCGCACUACUCCGACUCAUAUGACGUAACGCUUCUUUCGUACACUUGCAGGAAAAUGGCUGGGACUUGGGUUGAGAAUGAAAUCGGACGAAAGUGGGAUCGUUGCUUUACCGACGCAGUCCUGAAAUUGGGAGGCGGCCUUUUCCUUGGCUCCGUGUUUUCGUUACUCUUCUUCAAGAGGAAAAGGUGGCCAAUCAUAACUGGAGCUGGUUUUGGCCUGGGUAUGGCAUAUUCCAACUGUGAGAAGGACAUCAAUGCAUCAUUAAAUCAGUGCAAACCUCAGGGGCGUAAAUGUGAUGAGAAAAAAUAAAUAAAAUACGGAAAAGCAACGGUUAAAACGCAAUGCAUGAAUAUCAUCAUCCAAUUAUUGAUGGAAUUCAAUAAUGACAAUGCUACAACUAGUUGAAUUUGUAACGUUCCGGCGUAAAAACAGCGCUAACGAAAUAAAAAUCAUACAGUGUACAUAUAUAUUAUUAUUAAUUAUUCAGCUGUAAAUUAUGUUAAAGAAAUAAAGAAUUUCUUAUCAUAUUCCACAAUUA